AUGACCACCAUGACAACCGUCGACUAUACAACCCUUACCAAGGUCUUAGAGUCCUUGUACAAAAUUCCCACAUCUCCUGAAUACCUCUUUCAAGGGGAAUCCAUCGCUCAACGCCGUUCAUGGUGCAAAAACUUGACAUACUACACCGGCAUCGGUUACCUCAGCGGCGCAGUAGUUAGCGCUGGGAAGGGUUUAGUAGAGGAUGUGAAGGAUUAUGAGGCUAGUGACACCAUGAAACUUAAGGCGGCAAUGGGCCCUAGGUCUGCGGCUGUUGCUGGAGUUAUUGGUGGAAUAGCGGUGGGAUUAGCAAGAAGGGAGGAAGUGCUAGAAUUUCCUAAAAAUGAAACAGAUUUGGGUGUUGUGGAGGAGCCACCGGUGGUGGCAAGUGAAGUUGAAGCAUCUAAGCAUAAUAGUGAACUGAAAGUUGAGCCAGUGAUGAAGGAGGCCGACGAUAAGAUUCAUGGGAAAAUGGGAGAAGGUACACAAAACAUACUUCUCGUGUCUCCGGAGUAUGUGAAAGUGCCUAAUUACAAGGUAUGA
This is a messenger RNA of Lactuca saligna, 540 nucleotides long. The record is from the annotation of a GenBank genome assembly. NCBI's taxonomy places the organism in Eukaryota, Viridiplantae, Streptophyta, Magnoliopsida, Asterales, Asteraceae.